Messenger RNA from Larimichthys crocea (large yellow croaker), 863 nucleotides. RefSeq names its product mediator complex subunit 4 (gene med4). Gene Ontology annotation, biological process: regulation of transcription by RNA polymerase II. The coding region runs from base 63 to 824 and encodes 253 amino acids. Gene Ontology annotation, molecular function: transcription coregulator activity. The record is from RefSeq and is a predicted model, not a curated record. Gene Ontology annotation, cellular component: mediator complex; core mediator complex. NCBI's taxonomy places the organism in Eukaryota, Metazoa, Chordata, Actinopteri, Sciaenidae. The transcript has 7 exons.
CACGGCGGCAGUAAGACAGAACCUCAAAGAAGAAGAAGGCAGCGUCACUUCCGGUCACAGUCAUGGCGACGGCGGCGGAGAAGUCCACGAAGGAGCGUCUGCUGCGCGCGCUGGACGACCUGGAGGUGCUGUCCAGGGAGCUGAUCGAGAUGUUGGCGCUGUCCAGAGGACAGAAGCUCCCACAGCCCGGAGAGGACACACAGGUGCUGGAGCUGCUGGUGCAGAGGGACAGGGAGUUCCAGGAGCUGAUGGAGGAGGCGCAGCAGCAGGGGAAGGUCCACCAGGAGAUGCAGCUGCUGGAGAAGGAGGUGGACAAGAGGGACAGCGACAUCCAACAACUGCAGAAACAACUGAAGGAGGCGGAGCACAUCCUGGCCACGGCUGUUUACCAGGCCAAGGAGAAGCUCAAGUCCAUCGACAAGGCCCGGAAAGGGAGUAUCUCUUCAGAGGAGAUCAUAAAGUACGCUCACAGGAUCAGCGCCAGUAACGCCGUGUGUGCUCCGCUGAACUGGGUCCCAGGUGAUCCACGCAGACCGUACCCCACCGACCUGGAGAUGCGCAGCGGGAUGCUGGGUCACAUGGCCAACCUGCCGACCAACGGCGUGAACGGACACCUGCCAGGCGACGCACUGGCUGCUGGGAGGUUACCAGACGUGCUGACGCCUCACUACCCCUGGCAGUCGUCAGACGUCUCCGUGGGGAUGCUGCCUCCUCACCACGGCAACGACUUCGGCCUGGAGCCGCCCGGCCACAACAAGGAGAACGAGGACGACGUGGAGGCCAUGUCGACCGACACGUCGAGCAGCAGCAGCGACUCCGACUGAGAGAGAGAGAGAGAGAGUGUGUGUGUGUGUGAGAGAGAG